Messenger RNA from Xenopus laevis (African clawed frog), 1345 nucleotides. Its product is annotated as myb-related transcription factor, partner of profilin-like. The record is from RefSeq and is a predicted model, not a curated record. Lineage: Eukaryota; Metazoa; Chordata; Amphibia; Anura; Pipidae. The transcript is spliced from 4 exons. Bases 204 to 1169 code for a protein of 321 amino acids.
GUAGAGGGAGGGAGGAGAGUAGGGCAGGGGGGCAGGAGCAUAGUGUAGGGAGGGUGUCCCCCAGCCAACGCAGGGAGUCCCCCAGGGCACGCUGCGUGUCUCGCCCGCCAUCUGGGGCACGCAGCGUGUCACGCACCCCACCCAGGGCUCGGAGAGGCUCCCCCAGGAGGAGGACACAGAGGCUGCCCAGCAGCGAGGAGGAGAUGGAGGCACGACCAACUGCCUCAGAGAGGAGACAGGAGGAGGAGGAGGAGGGUGAUGAUGACGGAGGAGAGGAGGGCCCCACCAACAAAAUGGCCCGAAGGUUUACCAGUGAUGAGAAUGGAGCACUGGUGGAUGAGGUGUUAGCGCGAUGGGAUGUGCUGUUUGGGAGUCGGUCCCAUCGUAUCAGUGCUGCCAGACGUCAAUACCACUGGCAGCAGGUAACGGACAAGGUGAACACUGUGGGCGCUUUACACAGGGAUCGCCCCACAGUGUACAAGCGCUUCAGUGACCUGAAGCGUUGGCUAAGGGCAAAGCUGGUUACCAGGAGAGCUAAAGCCCAGAAGACCGGCGGAGGGCGAGUCCCUCCACUCAGACUGAAGCCCUACGAGCGCCGGCUUCUGGACAUUUUGAGCAAAGAGGGCAGUGAAGGAGUGGACACAGACUGGAGAAUACCGCCGCAAACAUCGCGGCCUGACUCGGGCAGUGACCAGGACCAGGACAACGCCGCUCAGCAACCCCAGGAAGAGGGUGAGGCUGAAGAUCGUGAUAGAGCCCCGGAAGCUCAAGAACACCGAGCUGAAAGCCGCGCCCAGUCACCAGCUGUGAUACCUGUGGUGCCCCCCAGACGUAAGAGUCGUGCUGCUGCCACUGCUGCUGCUGCAGCAAUUGGGGGACCACCACAGGAGGAAGGACGGCGACUGGGUGAGCAACCUGCGGCACAACCGGGGCUCGUUGACGCCAUGAUGGCUGCCAUGCAGCCUAUGCUCCACCAGCAGCGCCGCCAGGAACUCUGGAUGAGGCGGUGGAUGGCCCUAAUCCAUAGGGAUAUUCAGGAGACCCAGGUGACCAUCCAUCGUGGAAUCCAGGACCUGGUGGCAGCUAUGGCAGCCCAGCCUCAUCAACCAGGGGGCUCUGCUGAGGAUGAAGUCCCUGGUCCACCUGCUGCUCCCCCUUCACCCCCUUAAGCUCCUCAACAUCGGAGGGAAAGGGGGCAUAGAAGGGGAGACGGUCCUGUCCGAGGGGACAAACGUCCCUAGCUCCAGUCUGUGUCAUUUUCCAUCUGACACUGGCCUCUUUGCCUGUUUUUCUCCUGGUAACAAACUUUGCCCUAUUGACGCUUCAGGUAUCACUUUGUCCGUUA